Aspergillus homomorphus CBS 101889 is the source of this 4462-nucleotide messenger RNA. RefSeq names its product putative TMEM1 family protein. Lineage: Eukaryota; Fungi; Ascomycota; Eurotiomycetes; Eurotiales; Aspergillaceae. Bases 1 to 4344 code for a protein of 1447 amino acids. The record is from RefSeq and is a predicted model, not a curated record. Gene Ontology annotation, biological process: intra-Golgi vesicle-mediated transport; early endosome to Golgi transport. The transcript is spliced from 4 exons. Gene Ontology annotation, cellular component: TRAPPII protein complex.
AUGGACCCAUCACCGCAGGGGGGCUCGAGCAGUGUCACCGUCGAGUAUACCGAUCCCUCUGGCCUGUUUCCAGCCCUUCAGCCCGUUCUCGCCGAUAAACUCCCACUGCGAAAUCUCCACUGGAAAUCACCCACUCGCCCUGUGCGAUCCAUCGAGUCCCUCCGGAUCGGCUUCGUACCGGCCCAGCAUGAAGGGGACGAGCAGAAAGCCUCCACCGACACGACCGGAACCACAGUGACACAUCGCCGACAUCAGAUCCCUGGCCUGCGGCAAACGCCGUACUUGAAGAUCUUCCUCCUCCGAUGCGACGAUAAUGAUACCUACAAAGCUACGGCGCGGAGGGCAUUGCGGGAUUGGCUCAAGUCUCACGCCUCCACCUCUCUGUCCAACACCACCACGACUGGCCAGGAGAAACACGAUGCCUUCGAUUGGCUGAUUCUACACGUCGUGCCGGAUGGAGAGGGCGCCGAGAAAGCUGCGCCGGCCUCCAAAUGGGGCCGCACUACUACAACGGUCCUGGAGAAGGUCCGGGCUGACUUCAACGGCGCAUCCAAGUCCGCCGUCGACCGCGUGGCCCAGAUUCGUCUUCCUAAAGCAGGCAGCGCGGCUAAGUCGCCAGAGUUGACCGAUCAGGUUGAGGAUUUUGUGGAGAAGAUGAAGAAUGCGAUUCUGUCGGCUUUUGAUCUCCGCGUGGCGCAGUAUGAGGAGGAUAUCAAGGAGAAGGACUCGCAGCGCAGCUUGCCCGGGUGGAACUUUUGCACUUUCUUCAUACUGAAAGAGGGACUCGCUAGGGGCUUUGAGAAUGUCGGGCUAUUCGAGGAUGCCUUGCUAGGGUACGAUGAACUCGCCGUUGGCUUGGACACGGCGAUCCAUGAGCAGCUAGAAGGCACCGGAGAUCAGCAUGGUGGUGCCUUCCUUACCCACAGCAAAGAAUGGCAGGAGUCAGCGAUCAAAGCUCUGGAGUCGGACGGUGGUACUGCACCCAAGGAUGAAGACGAUGCAGAACCAGAACCUGUUCCCAGCAUCGACACGGGCGAUUUUCCUAUUGAUUCGAACAAGAAGUCGUAUCGCGAGAUGAUCUUGGCUAGCAACAUCUCCAUCUUUGACUUCCGCACGUAUGUAUUCUCUCGACAAGUCACCCUACUUCUCCGGGCAGCCAGGGCUCCGUCUCUGGCCAUUCAAGAAGCGGAUGGAAUCAAGAAGCCAACCAAACGAGCCACGAAGGCCGAAAACCUGAUGCUGCUUUCUCAGGUCUGCGAUAGAGCAAAUGAGUUCAUUAGUCUUGCAGCACGAACCCUUCGAGCCGAUCUGCAAACGGGCUUGUCUGAGAUUGACAGUGCUGCCAAACAAGAAGUGAUUGACAAUUUGGUGUCGUCGUGGGUUUAUGCUGCUGCUUCUCAGAUCCUCUCUCAGACCUUCAGUCCAGCAUUGACUCUUCCGGAGACAACUUGCCAACCGAACAAGGCAUCGGGGUCUUCCACGUCUGCGGAAAGUGCAGGGGAUCACCCCAAGCGCAUUAGCUCGCUUCCCAACUCUUCCUCUGCUCGUUCUUCACGCCCCGGGACAUCGGAAGUUUUAUCAUCUGAGAGCCUCUCGAUUAAUACCCGAACUGGUUUCGAGAUUCCAAAACCCACCCCCAAAACCGGUUCCGAGCAGUUGGCUUCCGGGAGAGCGGAGUUAUAUCUCAUGGCUCGAAGAGCUUUGGAAGAAGUCUCUGGCAGAUACGGUUGGAAAGAGAAAUGGAAUGAAGAGCGGUUGCUGUUCGACGACGAAAAUAAUGCGGAGAGCGAUAUGGCUGAGGUUAGUCUGGAUGAUGAACCACAGAAAAUUACGGAAGAGGUGCCAGAGGCAAGGUAUCUCUGUGGUAUUUCUCUUCCGGAAUUGAGAGUCGCUCUUCGCUCCAGGAAAACUUUCCGAAUGCAUUUCGAAGACCUGACAGACCAAAUGUACCGACAUCAUAUCGCUGCGAAUCGCACCAACUCGGCGCACGCCGCACUUGCCGAUAUGGCCCUCCUACGGUAUCGGCAGAGUGACUUUGGGGCGGCUGCCUCGUACUUCCAUCAAUUGACGCCUUUCUAUGGCAACAAACAUUGGGCUGUCCUGGAAGGCGUGUCGUUGGAAAUGUAUGCGCGCUGCCUGAAAGAGCUUGAUCGCAGCGAGGAAUAUGUCCGGACAAUUCUGCGCCUCCUUGCUAAAUUUGCCGCUUGGACGGAGUCAAACUUGUCCAGCCGGCAGAAGACUCUGGACGCCUCACACAUCUUCUCCGAGAAUGCAUUGGUCUCCGAGUACGUUGAUGAACUUUUCAAGGCUUCGGGAGCUUUGAAUAAAGAAGUAUACGCACCGAUGACCGAUUUCUUUGGGGACCUCAAAGUGAAGCCGGCCAUCAUCCAUUAUGAGGACAAGGAUGGAUUCCAACUACAGCUUGCAUUGAGGUUUCUUCUCGGAAAACGAAUCGAAAUCAAUUCGCUCAAGCUGCGGUUAGUCAGUGCACAUAAUCCUCAGAACAACGAGCACUGGUUAGAGAUGCCAACGGGGAUGACCAUCAAGUCGUCGUCUACCAAGGUGCUGGUUGAUUCAUCAGUUUCGCUACAAGGGAAAUACUUUGUCGACCGUAUCGAGAUACGCGUGAGGAAUCUCAUUUUCACCUUAGCGAGUGGGAAAAAUGCAUCCCUACCCGUGGGGUUCAGAGAAGCACUCGAGACAGAAGAGGAAGACAGCCGUCCAUACAUCUAUUGCUUUUCGCCCCCUAAUGGCCUGCAGGCCAAGAUAGUCUCCCCGCAUCUUGUCAACUUGCAAGAAAUGCGGACGCUGGAGCUGGAACUCGACAGCGGAUGGAACGACAUCAAAUCGGGCACUUUGCGUGUGAGGCCGGCCACUGCUGGUCUGCGACUCAGGAUCACAGAAGCAGAGUUGGUAGAAGGCGAGAUCCAGAUUACUGCGAACAGCGAUUCGGGUAACAUCGAGUUCACUGAAUUGAAACCUAGAUCGUUUGUUCGGCUCCGGAUCCCGUACUCAGUGGAGGAGCAUCAUCCAGUGCUUUCCGCAAGGGCAGAGGUGGUUUACGAGACAGGCAGUGGAUCCUUUUCCUACUCUUCCCUUCACAGCAUUAAUUCAGGCCUGCCGAUCAGUGUCAACGUGCAAGAUGUUUUCAAGGAUAGCGUGCUAUUUUCUCGGUUCACAAUCAGUCCAGCGUUGAUGAUUCCUCUGCGGAUUCUGAGAUGCAGCAUUCCAAGCUCAGAUGCUUACGAGGUACAAUCAAGUAUUGGUGACUCCGUGGCGCUCGAUGUCUUUCCCAAACAGCCCGCGUCCUUGAUCUACAAGAUCCGGCCACAGCAGGAGAAUGUGUCCUCUCCCGAGUCCAGGCGCUCGCUUCGAUUGAGUGUUGAUUUCACGUGCGUGGACGAUGAAUGCUUGAAUGCCGUCGAGAAGACGUUCCACGCCAGCGUUACGGCCAGCGAAUUCCAGCCAUACAGCACGUUACUUACAUCGCAUAUUGUUGACACUUUCCGCACCCAACUGACGACCUCGGACAUGGAGGUCAUUGGAUUGUUGCGGGAGGUGGAAACGCUGGGGUAUGCAGAUGCGCGAUGGGAAGGGUUACUGGGCGCCUUGAAGGAGCCAAUGGACGGGCUCAGGACUUGGCUCAAGGAGUGGCACAAGAACCACCCGGUGAUUCGUCUCCCCACAUCGCCUCCUGUGCUCAAAAGACACAUAAUCAUCCCCGUGGAUAUCCCCCACAUUCAAGUUGUCCACACGGCCGAGCUUCGCCUUACCAAUCUAACGGACCAACCUCGACACGCCGCAGUCGGCCAGAUGAUCGCCGCCGAACUCAGCAUCCAUCACACUCGACGCUGGUGCUCACCCGAUCAGCGUGAGCAGGCAGACGGACCGCUCGAAUUCACGUAUGAGCUGCACGCCAACCCAGACUCGUGGCUAGUUGGCGGCCGACGUCGCGGGAAUUUUACCGCCAAUGAGGGGGAGACUAAGACGUUUGCGAUCAUGCUCCUUCCCCAGAAGGCCGGCCACCUGCUUCUCCCCGGGCUAGAGAUUAGAAGCUUUGUACCACCCUCGGCCUCAUCGCCGGCAGCCCCGCCGCCACCCACCACGCCUUCUAAGCCACAGCCUUCGCCUGGAGGGGCAGCAGCAGAUCCCGCGACGGCCACGAACCCGCUACAACGACGACCCAUCCCGUGCGAGGUGGACUACCGUAACCACGGGGAGACGGUACUGGUACUACCCGAUUUACGAACGACGACCGUGAGUCUGUCCCUGUCAGGCGGUAGCCAUGGUGGGGCAUGGUUGAUCGAUUCCGAACGGUUACAUCAACCUGUGAAAGGUACAUAGAUCUGGAAGUGAUUCUGGAUGUGACUUGUUCUGUACUUCGUCUGUACAUGCGUCUUAACCACAUAACCAGCCCGUUUAGACUUUAGAAAAUAUAUCAGUGCAUAGGCAUGGGCACAUG